GGGAAAUAAUACAAACAACGUUGUUCUUUUGGCCUACUAAAGCCGAUUUUUAAUUACAGGCAUAUUAUUUAAACUAAUACAUUUUAAUGGAUACUUCGGUUGGAAGAAGAAAAGUGCAUCGUAAUAUUUACUACACAGAUGCCGGUUCUGAGUAUCAGCACGAUGUAAGUAUGUACAAAGUGCCCCCUUCGAACUCGAUUUACCUGGAGGAAUUCGAAGAAUUAGCGGUAGAAAGACUCCAAUUAUUACGAAUAUUAGAAGAGUCCUCGGCAAAAGGUCAUCGAGUGUACUCCGAAGAUUGGAAAUCCUACAUCAAAGAAGAACUUGCCAAAGAGGGUUUGAAAAAAUUUUUAAGAUUAGCGAGCGGUUAUUGCAGUCAAACAGAACUCGAUUUUCAAGCCAGAAAAGCCGAUUACAUCUCGCAUUAUAUUCUACGAGUGGCCUACUGUCGAUCCGAGACGUUACGCAGAUGGUUCGUAAACAGGGAAUUAGAAUGGUUCAAACUCAAGUUUUUAGCUCAAAGUCACCAAGGAUUCAUGAAGUUCUUGCAAUUGAACGAUUUUACUUACACCCCUAUUCGACCCGAGGUGAAAGAAAAACUAAACCACGACUUGUAUACGAGUACAGCCAUACCCGACAGAGAAUUCAACACGACCGAUUUUUUCAAAGUGCCUUUCACGGAGGUCCUGCCGCUGGUGAAAGGCAGGAAAGUAUUUUUGAAGCAAGGAUACGCUUACAUACCGACCAGCGAUUUGAUAGUGUGCAUCCUGUCGCAGUUUAGGGCUAGUCUCAACGAGUCUUUGCUUAAAUUCAACUCGUAUUUGCCGCGCUUGGACGACGAUCGAAUCGGCAAUCUACUGGAGAACCUCCACUACAUCCACACGGGCGAUGUGAGCUACGAGGACACGCAGGACGCGCUGAAUCCAGCGAAUCUCGAUUCGUACGCCAAGCAGUUCUUCCCGCUUUGCAUGAGCACGUUGUUCAACGUCUUGAAAACCCAGCACCAUCUCAAGCACUUCGGGCGGUUGAGCCUACUGCUCUUCUUGAAAGGAAUAGGUUUAUCUCUCGAGAACACGAUGGAGUUGUGGCGGAACGAGUUCACGAAAAACCCGAAAAUCGAUUCGAACACGUUCGAAAAGCAGUACGCUUAUCUAGUCAGGCACUCGUUCGGACAGGCCGGGGCUAGAGUGAGCUACUCCCCGCACAGUUGCUUGAAAAUUAUCAUGUCUAACGUGGGUCAAGGGGAAUACCACGGUUGCCCGUUCAAAACCUGGGACCCGGUGUACUUGAAGCAAAAGCUGACCGAACUCGGGCUGGGAUCUCAAGCCGUUACUUCGAUAGUGGAAUCGGCGAGCGGCGGUCACUACCAAGUGGCCUGCACCAAAUGUUUCGAAGGCAACUACGGCCAGGCUCCGGCCAGCAGCAUCAACCAUCCCAAUCAGUAUUUCUCGGAAGCGGUGAAAUUGGUGAAGGAAAAACAGGAAAAGAAACACUAAAUUAAGAAAAUCAACAACUCUAAGGCACUUAAUUAAUUAAUAAAACAUAAAAUUCGUUCAGCUUAAAUCGAAAGUCUUGUGGAGCAACGUGAAAGCCCCCGUUCCUGUCGUACACGGUUUCCCCAACAUCAGACAACUGGAAGGAUUGUCCAGGAAAUCUUGUUUACCUAUUAACAAUCGAAUUGUUAGUUAACGUUCGAUUAUAUUUUAAUAAAUUUUACCUCUUA
Phyllotreta striolata is the source of this 1723-nucleotide messenger RNA. The record is from the annotation of a GenBank genome assembly. Lineage: Eukaryota; Metazoa; Arthropoda; Insecta; Coleoptera; Chrysomelidae.